AUGGCUAUUCGAGUGGCCUUCGUAUCAGCAGUGACAUAUUUUUCCAUAAAAUGGCUAGUAAAUCAGAUAGACCCUACAUCCAAAAGUAGGAAGAAAGCAGAAGAACGAGCUCGUGAACAGUUACGCAAAUUAUCUUCCAGAGCGGGGCUUGGUGGCAAACACUCGGUGGCACUAGAUAAACUGACAGACCAUGAAAUGAUAAUAGCAUCGCAGCUGGUUGUGCCAGAUGAGAUGAAUGUGAACUGGAAGGACAUAGCUGGCCUAGAUCAUUUGAUCCAAGAGCUCCGUGAAACUGUCAUCCUUCCAAUACAGAAACGGGAACUAUUUGCUGAUAGUAGGCUCACUCAGCCACCCAAAGGUGUUUUGCUGCAUGGUCCUCCAGGGUGCGGUAAAACCUUGAUAGCGAAGGCAACUGCUAAAGAGGCAAACAUGAGUUUCAUUAACCUGGAUGUGUCCCUGCUCACUGACAAGUGGUAUGGUGAAACACAGAAGUUGGCAGCAGCGGUCUUCAGCCUUGCCGUUAAGUUGCAACCUUGCAUUGUAUUCAUAGACGAGAUUGAGUCGUUCCUGCGGACGCGCACCCAGCACGAUCACGAGGCGACUGCGAUGAUGAAGACCCAGUUCAUGUCGCUUUGGGAUGGGCUCAUCACCGACAACACUUGUACCGUCAUCAUCAUGGGUGCGACGAAUCGGCCCCAGGACCUGGACAAGGCGAUCCAGCGCCGCAUGCCGGCCACCUUCCACGUGCCGAUGCCCAACGAGCAGCAGCGCGAGCGCAUCCUGCAGCUGAUACUGCGCCCCGAGCCCGUCGCCACCGACAUCGACUACCGUCGCCUCGCUUCCGCCACGGAGGGUUUCUCUGGCUCGGAUCUGCACGAGCUCUGCCGCCAGGCGGCUGUGUACCGGGUGCGCGAGCUGGCCAGGGGAGAGUUCGCCAGGGAGAGCGAAGAGGCCGCAACAAACAAAUCGUCCAACUCCGAUUCCGACGAGGAGUAUGUUGAUGCGGUGAGGCCAAUCACAAUGGAGGACCUGAGGCAAUCGCUGAACAAGCUGAAAGAGUCCAAGAUUCAGUGCGGAUCACUCGCAGCCACUAUGCGGAUAGAACUUGAC
Iphiclides podalirius (scarce swallowtail) is the source of this 1110-nucleotide messenger RNA. The record is from the annotation of a GenBank genome assembly. Lineage: Eukaryota; Metazoa; Arthropoda; Insecta; Lepidoptera; Papilionidae.